AUGGAGCGGGGCUCCGGAGGCAAGCUGCUGCUGCUGCUGCUGUUACUGUGGGCGACCUGCUGCAGACAUGCGUGCGCAGACGGACCCAGCGGCUACACGUUGGUCAUUGAAGUGACCAACGGGGGUCCCUGGGGCGACUGGGCCUGGCCUGAGAUGUGUCCGAACGGAUUCUUCGCCAGCGGGUUCUCGCUCAAGGUGGAGCCCCCCCAAGGCAUUCCUGGUGACGACACGGCUCUGAAUGGGAUUCGGCUGCACUGCGCGCGGGGGAACGCUGAGCGCAACACGCACGUGGUGGAAUCCCAGUCUGGAAGGUGGGGCGCGUGGACUGAGCCGCUGUGGUGUCCCGGCGGCGGCUUCCUAGUGGCUUUCUCGCUUCGCGUGGAGGCACCCAUGACCCCCGGAGACAACACGGCGGCGAACAACGUACGCUUCCGCUGCUCAGACGGCGCGGAGCUGGAGGGGCCUGGCCUGGGCUGGGGAGACUUUGGAGACUGGAGCGACGAGUGCCCCAAAGGCGCGUGCGGCUUGCAGACCAAGAUCGAGCGGCCCAGAGGCCUCCGCGACGACACUGCGCUUAACGACGCGCGCCUAUUCUGCUGCCGCAGCUGA
This is a messenger RNA of Cynocephalus volans (Philippine flying lemur), 609 nucleotides long. It is a transcript of the gene VMO1, whose product is annotated as vitelline membrane outer layer 1 homolog. The coding region runs from base 1 to 609 and encodes 202 amino acids. The record is from RefSeq and is a predicted model, not a curated record. The transcript has 3 exons. Lineage: Eukaryota; Metazoa; Chordata; Mammalia; Dermoptera; Cynocephalidae.